Messenger RNA from Cyclopterus lumpus (lumpfish), 1157 nucleotides. RefSeq names its product cytochrome c oxidase assembly factor 1 homolog. Gene Ontology annotation, biological process: mitochondrial respiratory chain complex I assembly; mitochondrial respiratory chain complex IV assembly. The transcript has 6 exons. The coding region runs from base 212 to 709 and encodes 165 amino acids. Gene Ontology annotation, cellular component: mitochondrial inner membrane. The record is from RefSeq and is a predicted model, not a curated record. Lineage: Eukaryota; Metazoa; Chordata; Actinopteri; Perciformes; Cyclopteridae.
AGAAGAAGAAGAAGAAGGUAGUACAGACGCCGCCUGCCCGAACAUGAGCGGCACACGCCUGUGUUUAACGGAGCGCACCCACAUCCAAUUGGCGACGAUCCGUAUGACGUUUACGGAUGUAAACGGAGCCGAGUCUUCCUGCCGCUGUACGACAAGGUGAGAUGUUUCCAGAAAAUGUGUUGAGAACGUACACGGUAACUAGAGGAGCUGCAUGGAGCAGCUUUUCAGGGAAGAAAAGAUGAGAGUUUCCACCAGUCAACUGCAGCAGCUCACCAUCUUCACCACCGUGCUAACCGGGAGCGGGAGCGGCACCAUGUACUAUCUGCUGCAGAAGAAAUUUGUUGAGUCAGACUACCACCGGCUUGCUCUUCAGAAGUUGGAAGCAUGUCCAGUUGCCAUGGAAAGCCUGGGGGCUCCCCCUUUAAAAGUUCACAACAUCCAUUUGACUGACAGAAACAACCGCAUUGAUCAACGCACAGCACAGUCUGUGUCAACUGCCAUAGAGUCCACUUCUCAGAUUAAGAUCCCUGUGACUGGUUCAGAAACUGGAGGUUAUCUGUAUACUUCUUCAAUUCAAGACCCUGACACUAACAGGUGGAGUCUGAAACAGGCAGUCCUGAAGCUCCGGGAAGGACAGACCAUCGACCUGCUAAAUCCUCCCUCACCAGCUUCAGCCGAGAUCACAAAGGGGCUCGACACCAGCCGCUGACACUGACCAUCUCCAUCUGAAGUUGAAUUGAUUUAUUAUACAAUUUUUUAGGGGGCGCUAUCUAGCCAAACUGCAAUUUUGAAGGAUUAAAAUCAUAUCAUACAACUACAUUUAAGACAGUAAAUGUGUGUGCUAAGUUUGGGUGUGUUUUGAGCAUUUUUAUUGAGAAUGUAUUGCCUAGAUUUGAAGCCUAUCCGAUGAUUUGCCUAAGAGAAAAGGUAUAGACUAAAGCAUGAAAAAAAUCACACAGAAAUCAAGAUGGCCGACUUCCGGUACGGUUUAGAGCAUGGUCCCAAGAGACUUUCUUUUCAGUUUACAUGUGUUACAUAUGUCUACCAAGUUUUGUACAUGUAGGUCAAACGUAGCACUGGGGCUGCUUAAAUUAAUAUUUGUAGGAGGCGCUAUCGAGCCGAAUAACCAUUUAGAAGAAUAAAAUCCUAUCAGGUAA